This is a messenger RNA of Trematomus bernacchii (emerald rockcod), 1965 nucleotides long. RefSeq names its product phosphatidylinositol glycan anchor biosynthesis, class B (gene pigb). Bases 275 to 1846 code for a protein of 523 amino acids. NCBI's taxonomy places the organism in Eukaryota, Metazoa, Chordata, Actinopteri, Perciformes, Nototheniidae. Gene Ontology annotation, cellular component: endoplasmic reticulum membrane. The transcript is spliced from 12 exons. Gene Ontology annotation, molecular function: alpha-1,2-mannosyltransferase activity. The record is from RefSeq and is a predicted model, not a curated record. Gene Ontology annotation, biological process: GPI anchor biosynthetic process.
GUGCGGAAGCGCAGUCAACAUAAUACCACAGUUCUGUGAUACUGAAGUUAAUGUGGAUUAAUCGUGUUUUAGUGUGAUGUGAAAGUUUAAUACCGUGGGAUCAAUAAACGGAAGCAGUGUGCAGACUGUCCACACGCAGCGCCCAGCCAAUAACUAACACCUUACGUAAUUUCGAGUAUUUAAAAAGAGUAACAUUGUGUUGAAGAGUUGACUCUUGAGCACACCUGACUGACUGAAGUCCUGACAGGUGUCCUGCAGCAGACACUAUGUCCUGAUGGAGAACAUCCGAUCGCGUCUAAAUAUUGGGAAUAAAGUGGAAGAUGUGAAACUGCGGAAACGAAAAUCGCAACUAUACUCAAAGGAAGAUGAAAACAUUCUUAAGGACGGGGAGCUGAGAAGAGUGGUUCUGUUUUCUGUGGCCUUCAGACUGAUAAACUGCUUGCUGGUGCAGACCAGCUUCGUCCCUGAUGAGUACUGGCAGUCGCUGGAGGUUUCCCAUCGGAUGGUCUUCAAUUAUGGGUAUCUGACCUGGGAAUGGAAGGAAGGGAUAAGAGGAUUCACCUAUCCGCUCUUCUUUGCAUUCAUAUACAAGAUAUUACACUUCCUAAACUACGACUCAGUCUUUCUCCUGAUAUGGCUACCACGGAUGAUUCAAGCACUCUUCGCUGCUUUUGCAGAUGUAAAAUUCUUCUACCUCAUCCGAACUUUGGAAAGACAUGACGUUGCAAAAUGGACGUUCUUCUGCCACAUGUGCUCAUGGUUCUCUUGGUUCUGCUGCACCAGGACCCUCACCAACAGCACGGAGACCACCCUCACCUCUCUGGCUCUCUUUUACUUUCCCCUCCCAAGAUCCAAAACUCACAGCAGCAAAAUAUAUCUGAGCCUGGUCGCCCUGGCAGUCAUCGUCCGCCCCACGGCCCUGAUCGUCUGGUUCCCUCUGCUGAUGUACCAUUUCUGGCUGGAGCAUGACAAACUGAGGCUCAUCACUCAUACCGUUGUUCCUAUAGGAGCUGUGGCUGUUGUGAUUUCAACACUGAUCGACUGCAUAUUUUAUGGAAAGUGGACCGUGGUGCAGUUUAACUUCCUGAAGUUUAACGUCUUCCACGGUGUGGCAGAUUUCUACGGCUCUCACCCCUGGCACUGGUACUUCUCUCAGGGCUUUGCCGUGGUGAUCGGUCCUCAUCUUCCGCUCUUUCUUCACGGGUGCAGCCUCGCCUUCAAAAGAUACAAAAUCCUGCUGGCAGCGAUCGUCUGGACUAUCGUGGUCUACAGUUUGCUUCCUCACAAAGAGUUCAGAUUCAUCUACCCAGUGCUGCCUUUCUGUAUGAUCUUCUGUGGGAUAUCUCUGGCCAGUCUGAAAGCGUGGCGGCGAGCUGCUGCGACCGCCCUGUUGGUGAGCAACCUGCUGGCAGCGCUGUACACCGGGCUGAUCCACCAGCGAGGCUCUCUGGACGUCAUGAGCCGCCUGCAGACGCUGUGUGACGUCAGAAACAUCUCCACCAUGCAGCCGGACGUCCUGCUGCUCAUGCCCUGCCACUCCACGCCUUAUUACAGCCACGUGCACUGCCCGAUGAAGAUGAGGUUCCUCGAGUGUCCCCCGGACCUCGGAGAGGAAGGUCACGUCGAUGAAGCGGACCGGUUCUACGAGGACCCGCUUCACUGGCUCAGAACUUCAUUUCCGUACAAAUCUUCUCUACCAACCCAUCUGGUUCUGUUUGACGUUUUGGAGAAAGAAAUAUCCAUGUUUUUGCAGGGGAAUAACUUUGUGAGGACAGCAGAGAUGUUUCAUACUCAUUUCCCCGAGGGGAGAGUUGGAGGGAGCAUCUUUAUAUAUGAAAGGCACUGACACUGGAACAAUGGAUCCUGAAUGAGAUUGUAAAGACAUGAAAUUGCUACUGAAAUAAAUGUGGUGUGUCAUUUUUCCCUUCCAGUAAUUUCUUUCCCAACACUACACACAAAUAAAAA